Molecule: messenger RNA, 2884 nt
Organism: Electrophorus electricus (electric eel)
Lineage: Eukaryota; Metazoa; Chordata; Actinopteri; Gymnotiformes; Gymnotidae
Source: RefSeq, a predicted model, not a curated record
CCACAUUUGCCCACUAUAAUCUUUAAACAGCUAGACACAUGCACAAAUUAUGUUACCUUAAAUAGUAAAUUUAAGGAAACAAGGCAGGUUUGUAAUAAGUGUAAUCAAUACGUAGAUCUAGUGAUAUCGAUUUUUAAAAUCCUUAUUCAGUCUGUUGCUGAGCGUUGGUGCAUUGAUGGCGACGCACUCAUGUAAUUUGCUUUAGAUCAGUUAUACUCCGAUCCUCUAUGACCAGUGAUAACAGGCUGCAAUGUAUUACGUUAUCCUCAAUAGAAUGAGUAACUCCAAUUCUUCCUGUUUGUGUUUGAGCAUCGUUUUAUGAGAUCUGGCAUUAGAUUUGCAUUUUUUCUUUCUGCGAUUUUUCUUAAUUUUUAUUUUUGCUGGAAAUGUUUCCUUCGUGCUAUUCUAAGCCCAAGAAUGGGUCUCAGUUUAAGAUGUCGUACACGAAAGUUAUAUUUGGAGUGUUGGUUGUCUAUGUGCUCCAUACGUGCUGGGCCAUAUAUGGCUUCGUGUAUACAAAACCGUGUGAAGGUGCAAAAGGUGACCACUGCGUUACAUCUUAUCUGACUACCAAACCGAGACUGCAGCUUAGUUUCUAUUCGACCCUGGACCCUAAUGAAGAGAGUGCGCACAGGCUCUUGCUCAAAGUGGACAAAUUUGAAAUUCACACCAAGUUUGAAAGAAAGGUGACCGUCUCAUUUCCUGAGAUGACUAAGAAUGGGACCAUCCAUGCAGUGGUGUUUGUACACAAGAGUGGAGUAUCACCAUGGAAGGACAGUAAACAUGUGCGACUUGUGACACGUCUCACCUUUCAAAUGACUCCUCUUGCUCCAGCGGGUAGCCCUGGCUCUACUGAAGAGGCUCAUAAGGGAACAGAAGAACCAAGGCUUGUGUCAUACUGGAAAUCGCACAUUACUCUAAACAUGAUGACAGAGGACUUCACUUUUAAUAACGCAGCAGUGCCCAGUGAUCUGCGCAGAUACAUGAAAAUAGUUGAAGAUGGAAAAAAGGACAAAAAGAAACUAUACCUGCCCCUUUUACUCAUUGAUGAAAUGCGAAGCAGACUAAAAGACUUCAAUGAGAUAAACAUUACUACAAAAGCAGCCCCCCUCAUGAUAUCAUAUGAUACAAUAACGCUUCGGAAAUUUAGAAUAUGGAUUCACAUCCAAGCUGUCAUAUUCUCACUCAAACAUUUUGGAUUUUCUGAGAAGAACCUUGAUGAAAUUAAAGCUAUGUUUGUUGAGAGUGGCGUUCAUAUCUUGGUUUUGUCUAUCUUGGUGCCAGCAUUCCAUCUCUCAUUUGAAGUCUUUGCUUUUAAAAAUGAUGUGAGCUUUUGGCGAGGGAAGAAAAGUUUAGCUGGCAUCUCCAAACGAUCAGUGAUCUGGAGGUGUUUGAGCACUUUUGUGAUAUUCCUUUAUCUGCUAGAAGAGAAAAGCAGCUGGCUUACUCUUAUUCCCAUGGGAGUUGCAGUUUUAAUUGAGUUGUGGAAAGUCAGCAAAGUCUUUGCACUUCAGCCCAGUUUUAAGGAUGAGAGAGAUGAGACUGAGCGAGCAACAGAAGAAUAUGAUGCCAAGGCAAUGAAAUUCUUGUCAUAUCUAAUGUAUCCAUUGUGCAUCAGUGGGGCCAUGUACUCUUUCUUAUAUCUCAAGAAUAAAAGUAGUUGGUACUCUUGGACCAUAAACAGUCUUGUCAGUGGGGUUUAUGCAUUUGGAUUCCUAUCUAUGGUCCCACAGUUAUUUAUAAAUUACAAGCUAAAAUCUGUUGGCCAACUUCCAAUUUCAGUAUUGCUCUACAAAGGCCUGAACACAUUUAUAAGUGAUGUAUUUAGUGGAAUUAUAACCACUCCUGGACCCCAUCAGUUGGCUUGUUUCAGAGAUGAUGUGGUCUUCCUAAUCUACCUCUACCAGCGGAGGAUUUACCCUCUGAACAAAUCUAGAGGUCGAGAGUAUGGGGCUUCACAUAGGAAGAAACCUAAGUCAAAAACACAUGAAGACUGACUACAUGCAUCAGCAGAGGUACAGGAAAUGCUCAAGCUAUGAGCAUGUAUGACUGUGAAGUAGCACAGUCACUGAGUGUGAAUAUGGAAGAUGACUGAAACAUCUGUCCAAACUUCCUCUCUGGCUCUAACUUUCUUGGGCCUGAAGACUCCCAUAGUAUGCAGUCUAAUACAUCUACCAUAUUCUAAAGCUUGAGAGACCACAAUUUGAAUGUAGCCCUACUGCAUGACAAGUCAUUUGACACUGAGUGCUUUGGUUUUAAGAAAGUUUAUUUUUAUUAUUAUUAUUAUUAAAUCUUCUGUUAAACUAAACAGUUUAGCCUUAACAUACAGAUCAUGUAAACUACAUAUUACAUCCCACCAGGGAAAAAUACUUGCUACAUUUACUCUCAAAUAAUUAGUGUAACUGCUCUAGACUCAUAGUCACUGAGAAAGUGACUAUGCAUGCAAAGGCUCAUCUGGAUUAAUAUAGGAAAUGACCUACUUCACCCAGAGCGUUAAUGAAACCGCUGCUAUCAGCAUCUAGCAAAAAUAGUGUCAAACCUGUGAACCAGACACCUAUGAUUUAACUGGCUUCAACUUAAUAGAUCAGUACAUUUUUAGCCUACAAUCUAAUGCACUAGAUUGUAAGAGGCCCUAAACCUAUAGCUCAAUACAGAUGCUGCAUUUGUUUGCAGCAUCACCUGUGCUUUAGAUUCCUCUAGUGUUUGUUUAGAGACCGCUUCAUAACUGAGGUAGACGAGAAUAUACAGGAAGUACUGUAAAGAAAACAAAUACAUUUAUCCAUAAGGCAAGCCAUGCUUCAGUUUGUUUGUUUUAAAUAUAAUUGUUUUGAAAACAUUUAAUCAUGUCUAAUAAAAAUCUUAAUGAAUUUUAAUUGAAACUUGA